AUGUGUAAUAUAAAUGUUAAUAAAUAUUAUAAUAAUUAUAUUAAAGAAAAUAAUAUAAAAUUAUAUAAUAAAUUAAUUAAUAGAAAUUUGGAUAAUUGUGAAAAUAAUUUAAUUGAUGAAAAUAAAUUAAUUAAUGAAGAUUUGGAUAUUAAUAAAUUAAUUAGAAUAAAAUUGAAAAGAAAAUUACAAAAUUCCGAAAAAUUGGAAAAUUUUGAAAAUUAUGGACAUUCUGAUAAAAAUUCGGUUAAUUAUGAAAAUUUAGAAAAUUCUGAUAAUUUUGUAAAUUCUGAUAAUUAUGAUAAAAAUUUGGAUAAAAAAGAUAUUAAUGUGUAUUUAAUAAAUUUGAAUAAAUUAUUAUUGAAAUAUAAUAUAAUAAUAGAAGAAACAUUAGAAAGUAAUAUAUGGAAAUUAUUAAUAAAUAAUAAAAAUUUAUUAAAUAAUAAUUUUAAAAUUAUUUAUUAUUAUAAUUUAUACAAAAAAAUAAAUAAAAUUAAUAAAAUUAAUUUAUUAAAUAACAAUUUGAAUAAUUUGUUGAAUGAUGAAAAUAAAUUUAAUAUAAAUAUAAAAUAUAAUUUUACAUUUUCUAAAUAUUUUCAUGGAUUUUAUUUACACUUUUUUUUAAAUUUUUCUAUAUUAUCAUUACCAUUAUUACCAUUCUAUACUAAUAAUACUAAUGGUAGUAAUUUUAGUGAGGAAAAUUUGAGUACUAAAAUUGCUGCACCUAAAGUACCUAAUAAUACUACUAAUAAUAUGGUAGAUAGUAUAGAUGUUGAUAAAAAAUUUUUGGAUAUAAAUGUAUUUGAUAAAUUUAUAUUAAAAUAUUAUUUUAAUAUUAAUUUACAAAAUAAUGAAAUUAAUGAAAAUAAUUUAGAAAAUGGUAUAAAUUUAGAAAAUUCGGAAAAUUCUGAAAAUAAAAUUUUGGAUAAUAAAUUUGAAUAUUUAAUAUAUGAUAAAACAUUUAUAUUAAUAAAUAUAAAUAAAUUUAAUAUAAAAAAUUAUUAUAAUAUUAAUAUAAAUUUAUUAUAUAAUGAUUUUCUAUUAAUAGAAAAUUAUUUAAAAUAUUUAUAUAUAUGUAAUUUUAUAACAUUACACACAAAUAGAUUAGAAAAUAAUGGAUUAGAAGAGGUUACAGGAGAAAAAAAGGUUGCAAGAAAAAAUGAAUUAGAUACAGAUGGAAUAAAAUAUGAUAUAAUAAAUAUAAUGAAAAUAUGUAAAGAAUUGAAUAUAAAUAAUUUUUUAUAUGAUAUUAAUUCUUUUAAUAUUUUAUUCAAUUAUAUUAAUUCCUCCGUUACGGUGACUGGUCCCACUAGUACUAAUACUACUGGUACUAAGAAUAGUAAGGAUAUUACUGGAAAGGCAGCUACUGGUAUUGGUACCAAGUGUACUACUAAGGAUAUUGGUACAGUUGGAGCAAGCACCGUAACGGAAUUAAAUAUAAGAAAAAUAUUAAAAAAUAAUAAUUAUUAUAAAAUAAUAAAUGGAAAUUAUAUAGAAAUAAUUGAUAAUAAUAAAUUUCUAUUUCAAUUAUUAAUAUUAUUAUAUAUUAAUCCUAAUUAUAAUUUAAAUUUCAUAUUAUAUCUUAUACAUAAUAAUAGUACUACUAUUAAGGGAAAGGGAGCUAAUGACACUUUUAGUACCCCUGGAAAGGGAGCUAAUUUUACGGUUACAGAGUGUACUAGUGAGAAAAAUCCUAAUGAAAUUGCUGUUGUAACUAAAACUGGGGAGUCAACUACUUUUUCCAAGGAUACUAAUACUGUGGAUGGUAAGGGUAUUAAGGGUACGGUAGGACCAAGCACCGUAACGGAAUUAAAUAUAAAUGAAAAUAAUAUAAUAAUAUAUUUGAAAAUAUUUGAAAAAAUAUAUAAUGAAAAAUAUGGUUAUUUUUUUCAUUAUUAUUUUAAUAAAAUAUUAUCCAUAAUAAAUAAUAUAAAUAAUAUAAAAGAUAAUAUGAGAAAUUAUAUAAAAAAUAUUAUUAAUAAAUUUAAAUUAAAUUUUAAUAAUAUUGAUAAUAAUUAUUAUAAUAAAAAAACUUUUUUAUUAUAUAUAUUACAAAUUUUUUAUCCAUCCGUUACGGUGUCAGGUACUACUGCUAGAGUUGUACCUGUUACUAAGGAUACUACUACUAAGGGAGGUUCAGGUACUAAUUCUAAGGAUACUAAUAAGGGUUUUAAGAGUACUGCUGGAGCAAGCACCGUAACUGAAAUAAAUCUUAUUAAGAAUAAGAAAUUAAUAGAAAUAUAUGAAUAUUGUUAUAAAGUAUUAUUAUAUUAUUUAAAUAAUUUAUCAUAUAAUAUUGAUGAUAUUAUAUUAUUAACUAUUAAUAUUAUUAUAUAUAUUUUUACUAAUACUAAUAUUAUUCUUCAUUAUCAUAUUAAUCUUAAUACCAAUAUUAAAGAUAUUAAUACUGACACCAUAACAGAAGAAAAUAUUAUUGCUGCUCCUGUAGAAAAAAAUAUUGUUGCUCCUGUAGAAAAAAAUAUUGUUGCUCCUGUAGAAAAAAAUAUUGUUGCUCCUGUAGAAAAAAAUAUUGUUGCUCCUGUGGAAAAUUCUAUUACUAAAUUUGCUGGUAAUGAAAAAGUAAAUAAUAUAGAUGUAAAAGAAUUAUGUAUAAUAAUAAUAGAGAAAUAUUUAAUGAAUAAUAUGAAUAAGAAAAUAACAUUAUAUACGAUAUAUAAAUUAAUGAAAGAAUAUGAUAUAAAGAAUAUAGAAAUUGGUGAAAUGAAAUAUAUCCGUAAUAAAAAAAUGGAAAAAAUAAUUUAUAAUAAUAUUAAUAAACUUUCUAAUUAUGAUUUUAGAUAUUUUGUAUUAUAUUUAAUACAAAAUAUUAAUAAUAAUUGUAAUAGGAAAAAAUUAUAUCAAUUAUUAGAUUUAGCUUUAAUUUAUAUACCUUCUUUACUUAAAUUUAUUAUUAUUUUUAUACUCAAUGAUUUUAUUUAUUCCGUUACGGUGUCAGGUACUACGGGUAGUAUUACUCCUCCAAAGGGAGCUGUUACUAAGGUUACUAAGGAUAUUGGUACCGUUGGAGCAAGCACCGUUACGGACACCGUAACGUAUAAAAUAAAUGAAUUAGUAAUGAAAUUAAAUAAUAUAUUAUUAUAUAAUAUAAAAAAUAAUGAAAAAGAUUAUUUAUCAUUAGAAAUUUUAUAUUAUUUAUUAGAUUAUAUUAAUAAUUCCGUUACGGUGACUGGUCCACCAGACAGUACUACUAAUAAUAUUCCUGGAAAGAGAGAUAAUUCUAUGGUUACAGAGUGUACUACUAAGGAUACUAAUACUGAGGAGUCUAGUACUGUUGCUGUUGGACCAGACACCGUAACGGGAAAAAUAAAAACAUAUAAAGAAAUAAUGAAAAAAAUGAAUUUGGAAUAUUUAUAUAAAUGUUCAUAUUAUAUAAAAUCAUAUACAAGAACAAUUUAUAUAAUUAAUCAAAUAAUAACAAUGAAUAUUAUUAAUUUUAAUCUAUACUAUAAUUAUCUAUUGGAUAUUAAUUUUAAAUAUCCUAUCCAACAACAAUCUUAUCAACCUAAUGAACCAUGUCAAAUAGGAGACUGCCACCCCUGUCAACCAGGAGACUGUCAAAUAGGAUCUAAUUGUCAUGAGAGUAUGGAAGAUAUAAUUGAAAUAUUAUCAUUAUCAUAUUUAAAUUUGAAUAAUGAUAUAAUUUAUAAUUAUCUUAAUAAUUUUAAUACAUAUAAUUUAUCUAAAUGGAAUUUACAAUAUCCCAAUACGGUGUCUCCCGUUACGGUGACUGGUCCACCAGACAGCAAUCCUCCUCCUAAAGGAGCUAAUUCUAUGGGUAUGGAGUGUAUUAAUACUAAUAGUACUAAGGAUACUAAGGAAACCCCUUUCGGUGCUGGUGUUGGAGCAAGCACCGUAACGGUAGAAGAAAAUAUAAAAUUAUUAUAUAUAUCAAUUAGAGAAAAUAAUAUAAAUAAUUAUAUUAAUUAUAUACAAAAUUUAUCAACAUUUAAUAUUAUUAAUUUUAUUAAAUCUUAUUACUCCGUUACGGAGUCAGGUCCAACGGAAAGUACACUUAUACCUGUGACUACUAAUAUUACUACUCCAAAGGGAGAUAAUAGUACUAUUACUCUUAAUACGCCUUAUAACCUUAAUACUACUUUAGAUACCCUAAAUAACCUUACUACUACUCUUAAUACUGUUAAUAGUGUUAAUACUGUUAAUAGGCUUGAUAGUCUUAAUACUGUUAAUAAUAUUGAUUGGACCAAGCACCGUAACGGACACUGUAACGGGAUAUUGAAUGAAAUAAUAAAUAGAUCAAAAAAAUUGAAUAAUAAUAAUAUAAAAUUAAUAUAUGAAAUAUAUAAAGAAUAUGAUGAAAUAAAUUCAAUAAAUUAUAUAUUAAGAAUAUUUAAUAUGAAAAUAUAUAAUAAUAUAAUUUAUAAUGAAUUAAAUGAUUAUAAAUCACUUUAUAAAUUUAUUUAUAAUAAUUUAUUACACAAAUUACAAUUUUCUAAUCAAUUUUUAUAUUUCAAACUUUUUCAUAAUUUUAUUAAUCAAUCUUAUCUUAAUUAUUAUUAUAUACUUUUGGAUAUAUACUCCGUUACGGGGUCUUCCGUUACGGUGCUUGGUCCAACAGACAAUAUUCCUCCUCCUAAAGGAGCUGAUACUAAGGUUAAUACUAAUACUAUGAGUACUGUAGGUACUGGUGUUGAGGGAACUGAUGCUGUUGGAGAAAGCACCGUAACGGACACCGUAUUGGAGGAAGAAAUAGAUAUAAAAUUAUUAUUAAUGAAAUAUUAUUGUAAUUUGGAUAAUAAUUUACAAUAUGUAAUAAUAAAUAAUGUAUUAAGAUUAUUAAAUUGUAAUAAUAAUUAUAAAUUAUAUUAUUUAUAUUCUGAUUAUCUUUAUCAAUUAAUUAUUAAUAAAUUAAUUAAUUCACAAUCUAUUAAUUUAAUAUCCAAUACGAUGUCAGGUUCCUCAACUACUAAUAUUACUAAUACUAAGGAUAUUACUAAUACUACUAAUAGUACUACUAAGGAUACUAAUACCACUGAGGGUAAUACAAAGUGUACUAUGGGAACUGGUGCAGUUGUACCAAGCACCGUAACUGAAGAUAAUAUAUUAAAUAAUAUACAAAUUAAUACUAUAUUACAAUCUAUUAAAGAAAAUUUUAAUGAAAAAGAGAAAAAUGAAAAAAAUAAAGAAAAAGAAAAUUUGAAUGAGAAAAAAUAUAUAAAUGGUAUUGACGGUAUUAUUGGUAUAAAUAAUUUAUAUGAUUAUUCUAAUUUAUUAUUACAUACACUUAAUAUACAUUUUUUAACUUUAUUAUAUUAUUCCAAUACGGUGACUGGUACUACGGUUACCAAUAGUACUGGUAUUAGUAGUAAUGGUGUUAAUAAGGAUACUAAUACUAAGGUUACUGAGGGAGUUAGUGGCAGUGGACCAAGCACCGUAACGGAUGACACUGUAACGCAUAAAUAUAGUAUAGAAAAUAUAAUGAUAAGAAUAAUAUAUAUAUUAAUAAGAUAUUCAAGUGAAGGUAAUAUAGAAUUAGAACGUGGUAUAAUAUUAAAAGAAGAAUUAGUAAUAUUUUUAUAUAAAAGAAUGUAUAUAAUAUUUAAUCAUUUUAUGGAUAAAAUACCAAUUAUUUUCUAUUAUAUUGUUAUAAAUCAAUUAAUUGGAUCUACUGUACAUAAAUUAUUAUCCAAUUUAAGUAUAAUCAUAUUAAAUAAAUUAUUAUACAAAUUUACUAAUAUUAUUCUAUGGUAUAUUACUUAUUUCAAAUUCUCUAAAAAUAAUAUUCUUAAUAAUAUAUUUAAUCAUAUUAUUAAUUUCAAUAACGGUGCUUGCUCCAAUAAUACUAUUCUUACUACUAAUAUUCCUAGUAGUACUAAUAUUAGUACCAGUACUAUUAGUGGUACCAUUGGAGCAAGCACCGUUACUAAAGGAAAGAGAUUUAAUACUAUUGAAAAAGGAGUUAAAGAAAAGAUAAAUAAUUUAAUAAUAAAAUAUAAUAUAUUAUAUAAUGAAUUAUAUAAAUUAUCAUUAAAUAAUUGUAAACAAAAUGAUGAAAUUAAAUAUUUAAAUAAUCUUAAAAAUUUUUUUAAACAUCUUAAUACCAAUUCCACAAAUAGUAACUCCCUUAGUACCAAUAGUACUUACAAUAGUACUUACAGUAGGAGUAAUAGUAGUAGUAGUGAUGUGGAUGAAGGAAUAAUAUUACCAAAUUAUGAAAUAUUAUUAUUUAAUAAUAUUUAUAAUAAUAUUAUGAAAGAAUAUAUUAUUAAUAUUUCAAAUGAUAUUAUUACUUUAAAAUCUAAACAAAAACCUAAAAUUAUUACUUUUAUUACUUGUUUUUCUCCUUCCGUUACGGUGUCUAGUUCUACUGGAAAGGGAGCUAACAUUACUAAUACUAAUACCUUAACUACUACUACCAUUGGAGCAAGCACCGUUACUAAGGGAAAGGGAACAAAUAAGGAAGUUAGUGAUAAUAUAUUGAAGAAUAGAAGUUAUAUAUUGAAGAAUGAAUUGAAAGGUGAUUUACGUAAAGAUUUACGUAGUAUGGAUAGUAUAAAAUAUGUGAAUAAAUUAUUGGAAUAUAAAUUUCAAUAUAAAUUACGUGUAUUUAAUGUGGUAAUAAUAUCAGAAAUUAUAGGAUUAAUACAAUUUUUACCUAAUUUAAUUACACUUAAAACAUUAUAUAAUGAUAUUGAACAUAAUAAUUCUAUACAAAAUCCUAUUACUAAUGGUAAUAUUGAUAUGAAAAAACUCAUUAUGCUUUAUAUUAAAUAUGUUAAUUCUAAACAUUAUCAUAAUUCUUUUUAUAUAUAUAAUAUUAUAUUACAACUUCUUUAUUCUCCCAUUACUCCCGUUACGGAAUCAGAUCCACCAGAUAAUAUUCAUCAUCCAAACAGCACUAUUCCUCCUCCUAACAGUACUACUAUAGGAAAGGGAGCUAAUUCUAAGGUUAUGGAGUGUAUUAAGGGUAAUAGUAGUAAUAUGGGUAAUAUGGGUAUUGGUAGUGAGGGAGAUGGUAAUGUUGGAGCAAGCACCGUAACUAAUAAUAAAUAUUAUAAUAGUUUAAUGAAUUAUAUAAUAAAAAAAGAAAAAGAAAUAGAAUAUAAUAAAUUAUAUGAAAUGAGUAAUAAAUUUAAUUUAAGUUGUAGUAUAUGGAAUAUAUUUGGAUAUAUAAUUGGACUUGGUGAUAGACAUACAGAAAAUAUAUUAAUUGAUAUUAAAAAUGGUGAUUUAAUACAUGUUGAUUAUGAUUGUUUAUUUGAUAAAGGUUUAAAAUUAUUAAUACCUGAACUUGUACCAUUUAGAUUAACACCUAUUCUUUUACAUAAUUUAGGUAUCCAUAACGGUGCUUGUACACACCACUAA
This is a messenger RNA of Theileria annulata, 7341 nucleotides long. RefSeq lists its product as uncharacterized. Gene Ontology annotation, cellular component: nucleus. The coding region runs from base 1 to 7341 and encodes 2446 amino acids. The record is from RefSeq and is a predicted model, not a curated record. The transcript has a single exon. NCBI's taxonomy places the organism in Eukaryota, Apicomplexa, Aconoidasida, Piroplasmida, Theileriidae. Gene Ontology annotation, biological process: telomere maintenance; DNA damage checkpoint signaling; protein phosphorylation. Gene Ontology annotation, molecular function: protein serine/threonine kinase activity.